AUGGCGGAGGCUUCGCUCCCAGAGCAGGGGGCAGUCAUCAAGGUCACACCUUGCCCCAGUGUCCUGGAACUGGAGGAGCUCUUGAGAGCAGGGAAGGGGUCCUGCAGACGCGUGGAUGAAGUCUGGCCCAACCUUUACAUAGGAGACGCGGCCACUGCAAAUAACCGCUUUGAACUGUGGAAGCUGGGCAUCACCCACGUGCUGAAUGCUGCCCACGGGGGCCUCUACUGUCAGGGUGGCCCUGACUUCUACGGCAACAGAGUGAGCUAUCUGGGGGUGCCAGCCCACGACCUCCCCGAUUUUGACAUCAGUGCCUACUUCUCCUCUGCAGCUGACUUCAUCCACCGUGCCCUCAGCACACCUGGGGCCAAGGUCCUGGUGCACUGCGUGGUGGGGGUGAGCCGCUCCGCCACGCUGGUCCUGGCUUACCUCAUGCUACACCAGCAGCUGCCCCUGCGCGAGGCAGUGAUCACCGUGAGGGAGCACCGAUGGGUCUUCCCCAACCGAGGCUUCCUCCACCAGCUCUGCCAGUUGGACCAGAAGCUGCGGGAAGCAGGCCGGAACUGA
This is a messenger RNA of Choloepus didactylus (southern two-toed sloth), 567 nucleotides long. RefSeq names its product dual specificity phosphatase 13 (gene DUSP13B). NCBI's taxonomy places the organism in Eukaryota, Metazoa, Chordata, Mammalia, Pilosa, Megalonychidae. The transcript has 3 exons. Gene Ontology annotation, molecular function: protein tyrosine/serine/threonine phosphatase activity; MAP kinase phosphatase activity. Gene Ontology annotation, cellular component: cytoplasm. Gene Ontology annotation, biological process: protein dephosphorylation; negative regulation of MAPK cascade. The coding region runs from base 1 to 567 and encodes 188 amino acids. The record is from RefSeq and is a predicted model, not a curated record.